ACAUUUGCCUCUUCCCUUUAAAUCGUAAACAUGUCACAAUUCAAACCAAAUAAAAGGAGGAAAUUGUCCCCUCCAGAGGGUGAAGAUCAAGUUGCCGAGCGAUUAAACGGCGUGAAGAAACGGCGGUCAAAAGUCAACGAGGACGACUACGAUGUGGAACAAGCCUACGAACAUCGCGCAAAAAAAUUGAGAGGCAAAGAAUCGACUAGGCUGCCAAUUAGGACAUCUGAGGGCUGGAUACAACCAAAAGAAGACGAAGCAGCAGAAGCAAAUGACGAGGACAGCUUUCUGGAUAGUGGGGAUGAAGAGGGCAGAGAACCACCAACUAGCAAGGAAGACGACGAAAAUGAAGAGCAAAAGAUAUCACCGCGACAGCAGAUUUUAGAGGCGAAAGAAGAACUUGCUCGGCUAGCUGGAUUGAUCAAUGAAGAUCCUGAGGAGCAUCUUGCCUCUUUGAAAGGGCUAGCAAAAAUUGCUGAGUCUCAAAACCCAACAGUGAAGAAGCUGGCCUUAGCUACUCAAUGCGCUGUAUACAAGGAUAUAAUACCCGGAUACCGAAUACGGCCUUGGACUGAAGAAGACGUCUCGUCGAAGCUGUCGAAAGAAGUACGAAAGCUGCGAGCCUAUGAGCAAGCCUUGGUCACAGGCUAUCAGAAUUACGUGAAAGAACUUGAGCGAUUGGCGAAGGGUGUACAAGAUUAUGGCGAGAAAGAAGCAUCUCAAUUUGCUUCAGUUGCUAUUACUUGUGCCUGUACUCUAUUGAAAGAAGUGCCGCACUUCAACUUUCGUGGGGAUUUGAUCAAGAUUCUCGUCAACAAGUUAAGUCGCCGACAUAUCGACAACGAUUUCAAUCAAUGCAUUCAAGCCCUGCAAGAUUUGUUCGAGAAGGAUGAAGAAGGACACCCGUCAAUGGAUGCUGUAUCACAGCUCACAAAGAUGAUUAAGGCACGCAAUUAUGCCAUCCAUGAAAGCGUUUUAAAUACGUUCCUGCAUCUACGGCUACUCUCAGAGUUUCAGUAUAAGGCAUCCCACGAACGGGUUGACAAAUUGAACCCCGAAGAACAGAAAGCCAAACAAUCCAAGAAAGAUCGGCAGUUCCUUACAAAGAGGCAGCGGAAGCAGCUGAGGGAAAGGAAAGCACUGGACAAAGAGAUGAAAGAGGCAGAUGCUGUGGUCAGCCACGAAGAGCGCGAUAAAAUGCAGGCCGAGAUGCUAAAACUUGUGUUUGCAACGUAUUUCCGCAUUCUCAAGGCCCGCAGUUCAGCAUUGAUGGGCGCAGUCUUGGAGGGUCUCGCACGUUAUGCGCAUCUAAUUAAUCAAGAUUUCUUUGGAGAUAUUCUGGAGGCACUCAAGGACCUGAUCAACGGUAUGGAAACUCCAAGCGACGACAAACGCAACGAGAACGAGAAGGACAAUGAUGAUUACACGAAGCCCGUUCGUAAUGUUACACGCGAGUCGCUUCUCUGUACCAUCACGGCGUUUGCUCUUCUCGAAGGACAAGACGCUUCAAAAGCAGCUACCACUCUCCAUCUUGAUCUGAACUUCUUUAUCAAGCACCUCUACCAAACGCUACAUCCCGCAUCUCUCAACGCCGACAUUGAGCUAGGGCCCAAAUCUCUUCGUCUGGCAGAUCCUCUCAGCAGCAGGGAACGUUCUUCCCAACCUGCAACGAAGGUGAACGCCCAGACUACUGCUGUCCUGCUCAUCCGCAGUCUCUCGUCGGUGCUUCUGCCACCCACAGCGAUACGAAGUGUGCCGCCUGUACGCCUGGCGGCUUUCACCAAGCAACUUAUGACUGCUUCGCUACAACUUCCGGAGAAGUCGUGCUUGGCUAUGCUAAGCCUCUUGAGCAGCGUGUCGAAGGUCCAUGGGCGGAAGAUCGCGGCUCUUUGGAAUACAGAAGAAAGGAGGGGAGAUGGUGUGUUUGAUGCUGUGAGACCUGAGCUCGAGAGCAGUAAUCCGUUUGCGGCAACUGUAUGGGAAGGCGAGCUGUUGAAAUUUCAUUACUGCCAGAAGGUCAGGGAGCAAAUCCAGGUCGUAGAGAGAAACAUAAAAUCUUGUCAGUAGUGAUGAAUGACGAAAUAUCAAAGCUAUGUGG
This is a messenger RNA of Verruconis gallopava, 2098 nucleotides long. RefSeq lists its product as uncharacterized. Gene Ontology annotation, cellular component: nucleolus. Gene Ontology annotation, molecular function: chromatin binding. The record is from RefSeq and is a predicted model, not a curated record. Gene Ontology annotation, biological process: DNA replication initiation. The transcript has a single exon. NCBI's taxonomy places the organism in Eukaryota, Fungi, Ascomycota, Dothideomycetes, Venturiales, Sympoventuriaceae. Bases 31 to 2067 code for a protein of 678 amino acids.